UCAGAGUGCCUCUGGACCCAUGAGGGGGACAGAGGCACUUUGGAGAAGGGAUGGGGGCGGGGAUUUGAUUCAGUUUGCAUUGAAAGUCAAAGUUAUCUAAUUUGCCCUUUCCAAAACAUGUGAACCAAACACAGGCAAGCCUUCAAAAUUCACACUCCUCUGAAUGUAUACAAAAUUGCAUAUUGUACUGCAAAGUGUGUAGAUAAAUGCAGGCAUUUGGGGAAAUCAGAUAUAAAAAUGCAUUACGUUAGGCAAAACCUUUUUUUUUUUGCAAAAAAUGUGUACAUCAGGCAAAAUUGCAUACAAAAAUGUGUAUAUUAGGAUAAAUUUGCACUUAAAUUCUAACAAAUCUUCAUGAGAACUUUAAUAAUAAUAAACAUUAUAAUAAACAUAAUAAAAACAAACAUCAACAACAACUGUUGUAAACUAAGAGACUGACAGAUUCACCCAUCCCUACUCUGAAUAGCUAAAGAUGGCAGCUGCGACUGUUUAGAGCUUUGCUCCAUUUGCAGAAGUGAGCCUGCUGUAGAAAAUGCAUGGAGGGGACUUGAAGGCUACUUUGGCACUGUUGCUUGGGAAAGUGAAGGGGCUGCAAGGUCCUGCACCUGUGCCUGGUGGUUUGGCCUUAGUGGCUGUACUGGAGAAAGUGUCCCCAUCAUGCCUCUGGAGUGAGGAACCUUUGCCCCUCUGGAAGUUCCUGAACUACUGCUCCAUGGAUUAUGCUUGCUAAGGCUGAUGGGAGUUGUAUGUGAAGGGCCAAAGGUUUCCUACACCUGCUCUGAGUGUAUCACUCCAAAACUGGAAGCUGCCUGAUCAGGACCAUGUUUUGGCUUUCGAGUUAAGGGGACCCACAGAGUACGGCUUGUCCAUGGGCCCUUAAAAAUCUGGAGCUGGCAUGGAUGUUGCACCCUCCCCCAUUUCUUUCCUGGAACAAUUGCAUCUCAUUCUAUUUUCAUGCUAUAUACUCAGCUCCUGAUCAGCCUGCCCUCCCCCUAUAAUUACUCACAGUGAAGACUGCCAGACUCGGUAGAAAACUAGAGUUAGCACCUUUUGUAGAGGCAGCCUCUGUGUCUUUAACAAGCCACAUGACAGGCAAGAAUACAACAAGCGAUGAUUUUUGACAGCACACUGCUGGGGAACGCUGCCUCUGUUCCGUUUCUGCCUGUCAUACAUAUGUUGAAUGUGUUAAACUCUUUGCAUGGCAGAAAAGAUGGCAACCCAUAUAGGAGAUGGAUCUCUGUGACUACAAACCUCCCACACAAGGGGUUGAUGCAUGUCUUGGGGCACGAAAUACCUGCCACCAACAAAGCGUCCUUCUCCCAGGGACUUCAAGUUACAUCAUGUGAUUGUUUGUUUCAGUGCAACUUUAGUAUUUGUUUUGAUGUGACUGGAAAUACGGCCUUUUCUGCUUUAGUUCUCGGUUGUCAGCAGAGAGAGCCUGUGACGGUGCUGAAAUUCAGCUGGAUUUUGGCCAGGGAUUUGGGAUUAUUACUUGACAGAACUCCUUCCUAAUUGGUUCCAGGACUUACUGGCAUCCAUUAGCAGAUUUCCUAGAGAGUGACAACUCAGCCAUAGUUCAAUCUUUAGUUUCAGCAGAAACUGGUUCAUUUCCUAGUUUCUUCCACAUUCCACUCAGCUCUAAACCACAGAUGGUGCUUAUUUACCCUAAGAGCCCAGGAAUUAAGGCACUGUACCUCAUUUCUCAAGGACAUAAUCCAGAUUCCACCCAACAGUGGUGGCUGCUGCCCACUGGAGCUGGUUGCGCAGAAGGCAAGGAGGCCAACAGCAGGUGGCGGCAGAGCCAGCAACAAGCAGAGCGAAAUGAUUCUAGCUUUGCUGAAUUUAGAUAAAAACUAAAGAGGAGGAAGCUGACAGUCAGGACCAACAUCUGGGGUUGUUGUAUAUAGGCAGGCAGGCAGCAGGGAACUGGCUGAGGGGAGGAUGAGGUUGGUGAGGCAGUACGUCAUUUGCCCUACACUGCUGCCGGUCUUCUGUGUAUGGUGAUACUUCCGCAAUGUGUUGUUGUUCUCCUUCCUUCUGUAACGUCAUCAAAGUGAUGUCACCACCUAUGACCUCAAGAGGCUUAAACUGGAAGUCCUCAAUGGAAUCUGCCAAUGAGCUUUUGACAUCCAUUGUGAUGCUGUUGCUUAAGCAGCCAUCAAAUUCUGCUAGGCUGAUGACCAAGGCUCAUUCUAUCCCUUGAGUGGGUCAGAGUUGCAGGGCUGGUGAUUUAUUGGUACCACGAGCUUCAUAGACAGAGAAACACAAGAGUUAGGACCUGGUUUUGGAGGUUUGUGUACUGAGUUAGUGAAGCUCAAGAAACCCAGCUGACACUGACUUUCUGGGGACCCCAUGCAGAUCAAGCAAAAUAUUUGUUUUGAAGCUGCAGGGCAUGGAAUAUCUCCACUGGAGGCCAGGCAGUCCUAAGGACUUUUGAGUUAUGAGUUCAUCAGUGAGGACUUACAUUUCUGGAACUAGGAGAUCUAAAGCUGUCUCUGUGAUUUGCUCCUGGAAAGAAAGCUGCUACUUGGGAAGCACAGACUGAUCUGACAUUCUAGCUCAUUUCCAAAGCUAAGUAUCCUUUCUCUAUGUAAGAUUCUUGUAUCUCAAGAAAAGCCAGGUCUACAAAAUGUAAGGAAUCUGGUUUAGUGGUGAAUAAAGUCAAGCUGGGUAGUACUAUUGGUUUUUUGAAAACCACAUGGUAGAGGAAACCCGGGUUAAGAGCUUCCUUUGAAAGAAGCGAAAGCUGGGGUCCAACCUGUUGAAAAAACAAGUUUCUGCGUUUCAGAAAACCUGCAGCCACCAGUUGAGAUUUUUUUUCCCCCUUUUCUGGGACCAGGAAAUCAAGACUAUUCAUUUUACUGGAGAGCAUAAAACAAGACAACUCUACUUCUGAAUUCUCUGAAGUCACAAAUAAGAGAGGCUGAAAAAUAAAAUAAAUCAGCUGGUGGAGAGGAUUUUAGAAGGUCACGAGCAUCUUCAUUUCUGUUACUUAGGAAAGAACUUUUUCUCAAGCAGCAAGUGAUGAAGCAUCUAAUGCACAUGGGCCUUUUAUAUCUUCUGGUCUGUGUGCUGCCCUCUGUAUUUUCCAAAGAAUGCUACUUUUGUGACAUCACUGCCUCGACCAAAUGCCCAGCCACCAAGAUGAGUUGUGCCGAAGAUGAAGACUGCUUUGUGGGUCAAGGAGCUGCUUUGGGUGUAUCGCUGAUCCAAAACAAGGGUUGCACUCGCUCCAUCAACUGUGGCAAAGAGCAACCUGUCGCCCACAUGGGGGUAACCUACAGUUUAGUCACCAACUGCUGCCAGGGGAAUUUGUGCAAUGCAGCCCAGUUCCUGAAAGGCCCCCCUCUCUUCCUCCACCUUGCCCUCCCCAGCAUUCUUGUGCUGGGUCUCCUCUGACUUUGCAAGCAAUAAAAUCCUUCACACGCUUUUGAAUGUGGAGUCCUCCUUGUUGCCUGUGGUAUGGUGGUGCGUCCCAACCCAGAAACGACUGCAUCUAGGCAGUUGUGUGAAAAAUAACGGCAUAUCUCACACUGCUCCCUUACGCGAAUAAUUCAGCAGCACUAUUGGGAUGCCGAAAAGAGUUACCCGAGGAUUCUCUAGCACAGGACAAUCCAUCCUGAACGUGUAGAUACCGUGUUUCUCAUAUUAUAAGACAUGUCUUAUAUUUAUUUUUUCCUCAAAAAAACACACUAUGGCUUAUUUUCAAGGGAUGUCUUAUUUUUUUCCUCCUCCUCCUGCCGCAGCCGGCAUUGCUGCUGCGCCUAUCACUAUGUCUUAUUUUCGGGGUAUGGCUUAUAUUCAUUGAAUGCUUAAAAAUCCUGCUAUGGCUUAUUUUAUGGGUAUGUCUUAAAAUAUGAGAAACAGGGUACCAUGUUUAUGGCUCGGUCCUCUGUGUCCAUUAAGACAUCACAGUUUGUUCCCUGUGGUGGCUGCAGCAGAUUGCUGUGUGGAACGAUGCCACCUCUGCAGUCUCCCAAGUUCAGGCACAAUUUCUCCUCGUCGCUUUUUGAUGGCAAUGAAUCACGCAGCCUGCAACAAUCCUAAUUCUCUGCCUCCCAGAGUUUGCCUUGGUGGGUUUAUCCUCUGCCCUACCAGCUGCACGCUUCUUCCUCCCUGGGUUCAGUUCUGCACUCUGAACCUCUUUGUAUGCAGCCUUCCGUGAGGGUCUGAUUGAGCGUCUGCACAUCUCACGAGAAGGAGGAAGUCCCUUGCUUUUUAGAAUACAUGGGAUUGGAGUACCGCAUGGGGCAGGGUCUCUCAGAGACAUAUAUGUGUGCAACUCUAAUUCUUAUGUGAGCAGAUGGCAAGACAACAGUGAAAAGCUUGCCGUUUCCCAAAAAUAAAAAUACAAAAACAACAAUACGAAAACAAAGCAAAACAAAUUGACUUCCCUCUAGUCCAGGCAUCCCCAAACUGCGGCCCUCCAGAUGUUUUGGGCUACAACUCCCAUGAUCCCUAGCUAACAGGACCAGUGGUCGGGGAAGAUGGGAAUUGCAGUCCAAAACAUCUGGACGGCCAAAGUUUGGGGAUGCCUGAACUAGUCCCUUCCCUGGUUCCAUUAUUUGUCAACAUGCUGCAUGUCCAUUACUGUAUUAUAACAUAUUUAAAUCACUAUUAUCCAUUCAUUGUAAAAUUACAAGUACUUUAAAAACCCUGCUAAUGUAUUAACGGGUUUACAAUGCUUCUGUAUAUAUCCAAUAAACUAAAGAAGAUUGGCAAGUUAAAUUAAUGGAAUAUGCUGAAAUGGCAAAACGGACAAUGACAUUAAGAAGCAGAGACGGCAAUGAAUUGAAAAGUUUGCCUUAUAAACACGUCCAGCCCAUUGGUUCACCCAGCUCAGCUGCUUUACAGCAUUUCAAGCACAAGACUUUUCUAUCACUUGCUACCUCAUUCUUCAAACAGAUAUACUGAAGCUGGCCAAACAGGACUUCUGCUUGCUGUUUCUGAUAAAUUGAAUGUUCUCGUCCAAAAAUUUUACCUGUGCUGAAGGAAAUUUCCUUCAAUCUCUGGGCACAACUGGAUUAUACUAAGAAAACACAAAACACACAACUGCAUUUUACGUUGGCCCCUGUAACACACAUGGGUCCACUCCACAUGAACACCUCAGAAUUGAGGAUAAAGUUUUGGGUGCGCAUCAGGGAGCACUGCACACAAUACACCCUUUGGAAAAUUACUUGAGAUGCGAAUAUAAGUGUGAAAGGCCAGGAUCAAGUUACACAGAAAAGGUGCAGAGUCCCCACCCCAUUUCAUGGGCAGUUUAACAAUGAGUUGGAUAAACAAUGAGAUGCCUGGUUGGUUUUUAGUUAAUCCUCCCUAAGGACCAAAGAAGAGCCUUCCCGGAUCAGACGAAAGGUGUGUCUGAUCUCACAUCCCUUUUCCCACAGUGGCAAGUCAAACCCUUCUGGGAAGCCUGGCAACACAGUAUGAAGGCUACAGACCUCACCUGUUUCCCCGCAAACAGAUUGAAAGGCAUACUUCCUCUGAACAUGGAGGUUCUAUUCAGCUAUGACUGCUAAUAAUUUUGGUAGACUUUUUCUCCAUGAACUUAUCAAAUGCAGGGUGGCGAAGCAGUGACCUUCCAAACUGUUGCUGGUCCACAAUUCCUGGAUUUUUUGGGUGGCCACAGUGAGAACUGGAUGCUGGACCAGAUGGGCCAUUGGCCCAUUGGCUCUUUCUAUGUUCCCAUCAUCCUGGACCAUUGGCCAUUUGGGCUGAGGCUGAUGGGACUUUGAGUCCAACAAUAUCUGGAGGGCCACAGGGCUGUGCUUUGUUUUAAAGCCAUCUGAGCUAAUAGCCAUCACUGAAUGGCACUGAAUUCUACAAAUUAAUUGUGCAUUGGGUGAAGACAUACUUUUCAUGUCCCGUUGCAGUUUUAUUAUAUAUACGGUAUAUUGGAGAGCUUUCAAUUCUGAGGUUGCUGGUACAGGCCAGAAACUGUUUUCUCACGUUAUAGAGUGGUGUCAGGGGAGGUGCUAGCAUCUUCCUAUCCCUUGCAAGUGUUCUGGGCCUAGAUACAAAAGACCUUUCGCUUCAUAAAUUUGCUACAGGGCGAUGACAGGCAUGUGCAAAGUCAAGCACCUCUUGAAUCCAGUCAGCUAUCGGGCAACUUUUGCCAACAUCCCGGUACUACACAUUCCCAGGUGGCUGCAUGGAACACAGUAAAAUAAUUGGCCUGUGUACUUUCUACAGGGUUUUUAAGCAUGCUACAGUAUCAAACAGCCCUGCCCCAUUGAUCUGUUUGCCCCACAUAUAAAAGUGGCCAACAUCCAGAUUAUCUUCACUACAAACUUCAACUGGCUGAACAGUCAUUAGUUCUCCUUGAGGAACUGUAAGGCAUUGGGGUGGAGAUUUUCGGCACCUUCAAACUACAAUACCCGGAAUUCUGUGGGGCAAGCUAUGAGAGUUAAACUGGCAUGAAACUGAGAAAUCCUGAGAUGUAGAUUUGCCCUUAGGGCACCUCUAGUUUGGUCACAUGUCACCAAAAAAAGAGAAAAUGCAACACUAAAAAAGAAAGCAUAUCAUAUGCAAAUGUAUAAAUUUAGAUGCAAAUUUAGAAAUAAUUACCAUAAUUAAGACAAAAAUACAGUGGUACCUUGGUUUACGAACUCAAUCUGUUCUGAAGUCCAUUCUUAAACCAAAGCAUUCUUAAACCAAGGUGUGUUUUCCCAUAGCAGCGGGGUACUAUGGAACACUCUCAAAAGGAAGCAGAACACGUUCUGCUUUCAAUCUGCUUUCAAGUUCACAAACUAAAACACCUACUUCCGGGUUUGCAGCAUUCUUAAUCCAAGUUGUUCAUAAACUACCGUAAGCUGUUCUUAAACCAAGGUACCACUGUACAACACAUCUCCUUGUAGUAGGGACUGAGCAGGGUUGCUAACUGUGGAUGAAAAACUCCAAGGCCCCUCAUGCUCUCCCUUCUUAUGGUUCUUUCUUCUUAAACCAGACUUGCAUCAGACAGCAUUUCAAGCAGGGGACUCUCCUCUGUACACAGCAGGGCACAGAGCCACCCUAGCUUCCAGACUGAACUCAAGUAGCCCCAGGGGUCUGUCCAAGCCGCAAGUCUCUUGUGCUGAGGUCUGGCUUUCCUGGCCCAUUCCCCUUUCUACCUGCCCUCUUGAUUUGCCCAGAGGCAUUCAUUUUAGUUGCAGUAGAGUCAUACCUCGGGUUGCAUUCGCUGCGGGUUGCGUACUUUCAAGUUAAGUGUUUACUUCUGGGUUCCGCCGUGCGCACAUACGCAGAAGCGCUCUAUCAGUGCUUCGCACAUGCGCUAAAGCGCUGCUCAGGUUGAGUACUUUUUGGGGUGCGAACGGCACCCCGGAACAGAUUGUGUACUCAACCCGAGGUACCACUGUACAUACAGAAGCAACCCUCUUGCCAAUAGAUUGCAGGUAAGGCCAAGCAUUCAGUGCACGCACUGAGGCCAGAAAAUCAUGUUGCUAGCCCAUAGCUCAGACAGCCAGAGCGUGUUUUUCUCCCUCUCAAAGACAGCCUAAAUUACCAUAUAUAAAUUAGCACACGCAAAUUUGCAUCAGAGACCUGUUUCCCAGGUCUUUCAAGGACCUAGAAAUGUCACUGUUGAGCUCCACAUGAAUACAAAGUAAGCAUGGCUUGUCCAUUAUUGUGUCAUUGGAAUCUUGGCUUUUUGGAUUUUCUUAUACUGUAUUCAUGAUUCCACACAAAGAGAAGGUAGUUGCCCAAAAUGUACAUGAUCAGUGUUUGAAACUCCCGUUCUAGGCGCAUUUUGUGACAGGGAAUUACAUUAGCGUGAGCAAUUUCUGCACCUAAGAUUUCAAAUUAAAACUGCCAAGUGGAAGGAAAGGAGAACCUUUUUCUGCCUCUCCACUUCCAGCUACUCUCUAAAGACUGGAGAAAAGACCCUCUUAAGAAUAUUAGAGGGGUGGGCAGGGGAAGGACUGGAGCAUGUGAAAAAUGAACAUAUUUUAGCUGUUCAUUCAUUUUCAGCUUAGUAUUCUUGUUAUAAAAAGGGGCUCCUAGACAUUCCAUUGUUGUGCCCAUAACCUAGUUUUAAGGGGCCAUUUAGCUCCAAGCUUUCAUAUCUCAGUUUCUAACACUGCACAUGAUCCAUGGCUAAAACCCCUUUCCCAUCUCUCCCCCCCCACCCCCAAACUCCUUUCUUCUCAACAGCUU
Molecule: messenger RNA, 8151 nt
Organism: Zootoca vivipara (common lizard)
Lineage: Eukaryota; Metazoa; Chordata; Lepidosauria; Squamata; Lacertidae
Source: RefSeq, a predicted model, not a curated record